Molecule: messenger RNA, 1791 nt
Organism: Dovyalis caffra
Lineage: Eukaryota; Viridiplantae; Streptophyta; Magnoliopsida; Malpighiales; Salicaceae
Source: the annotation of a GenBank genome assembly
AUGCUAGAGCAGCAGCAGCAGCAACAAGGUAUUCUUUGGAGUCCAAUAGAAAGAAAGUGCAUGUUUCUUCUUCAUAGGUGCAGGACAAGAAAAACCCUCGUGCAAAUCCACGCUCUCAUUCUUCGAAACACCAUCGAUACCAACGUUAGCAUUUUUACCAAAUUCAUCUCCACUUGUGAGCAGCUCUUUAGUAUCCGUCAUGCUCGCCACAUGUUUGAUAAUAGACCUCACAGAGAAGACACCUUCCUUUGCAAUUCUAUGAUCAAAGCUCAUGUGGGUAUGCGCCAGUUCUUUGAUGCUUUCACUCUUUAUAAAGAUCUCAGACGAGAAACAUGUUUUGUACCUGAUAAUUUCACGUUUACUGCAUUGGCGAAAUCUUGUGCUUUGGGGAUGGCUGUUUGGGAAGGUUUAGAGAUGCAUGGUCAUGUUGUAAAAAUUGGAUUUUUCUUUGAUAUGCAUGUGUCAACGGCAUUGGUGGAUAUGUAUGCAAAGUUUGGGAAUUUGGGUUUCGCAAGGAAGGUGUUUAAUGAUAUGACUGGGAGAAGUUUAGUGUCUUGGACUGCGCUUAUUGGUGGGUAUGUGAGGCGCGGGGAUAUGGACAAUGCCUGGUUUCUUUUUAAGCUGAUGCCUGGGAGAGAUUCUGCGGCAUAUAAUCUGAUGCUUGAUGGGUAUGUUAAAGUGGGAGAUAUGGAUUCUGCGAGACGUUUGUUUGAUGAGAUGCCGGAAAGGAAUGUGAUUUCUUGGACUAGUAUGAUUUAUGGGUAUUGUAACAAUGGUGAUGUUUUAUCUGCUAGGGGUUUGUUUGAUGCUAUGCCGGAGAAAAACUUGGUCUCUUGGAAUGCCAUGAUUGGCGGAUAUUGUCAAAACAAGCAACCCCAUGGAGCCUUAAUAUUGUUUCGUGAGUUGCAGUCAAGCAUGGUGUUUGAACCAGAUGAAGUAACGGUUGUAAGCAUUCUUCCAGCUAUUUCUACUUUGGGUGCUCUGGAAUUGGGUGAGUGGGUACAUCGAUUUGUUCGGAGGAAGAAACUUGAUAGAGCAGUCAAUGUCAGUACUUCACUUGUCGAUAUGUAUGCAAAAUGUGGAGAAAUAUCAAAAGCAAGAAGUGUUUUUAGUGAGAUGCCUAAAAAGGAGACGGCUACUUGGAAUGCUUUGAUAAAUGGAUUUGCAGCGAAUGGGCAUGCUAAGGAAGCACUGGAAGCAUUUUCAGAGAUGCAACAGGAAGGAAUUAAGCCAAAUGACAUAACCAUGAUUGGUGUUUUAUCUGCUUGUAACCAUGGUGGUCUGGUAGAGGAAGGGAAAAGAUUGUUUAAAGCCAUGGUCGAAUUUGGGCUUACCCCAAAAAUUGAGCAUUAUGGAUGCCUAGUUGAUUUAUUGGGGAGGGCAGGGUGCUUGGAGGAAGCUGAGAAUUUGAUCAAAAGUAUGCCUUUUGAAGCUAAUGGAAUAAUUCUGAGUUCAUUUUUAUUUGCCUGUGGAUUCUCUAAGGAUGUUGCUAGAGCGCAGAGAAUGCUAAAUCAGGCUGUCAACAUGGAGCCAUAUAACGAUGGAAACUAUGUCAUGAUGAGAAACUUAUAUGCCAUGGAGGAAAGAUGGAAAGAUGUUAAGGAAAUUAAAGGACUGAUGAGGAGAAGUGGGGCAAAGAAGGACGUUGGUAGUAGUGCAAUAGAAGUUAAUAGUGCGGUUUCAGAGUUCAUAUCUGGGGGGAUAGCUCACCCGCAAUUGGAUGUUAUAGAGUCCGUCAUAGGGCAAUUGUGGAUGCACAUGACGGACAGUGUGGGUACUCAGACUCCAUAA